AUGGCACCGAUUGCGACAACGAACGAGCCCAAAAUGGCUCAGGGUGGUGAGGAAACGCUCACGCGCCACGCGGAUGCAAAUCAACGAUACUACACGGCCACCAACCGCAAAAAUGGCAUCAAUGAAGGAACACGCGAUGGGGCAACGAUGGCGGCAAUACCGGCCACACUAGCACCCGGGAAUACGGUCAAACCAUGCCCGCUGCGAGCACCGCUCGUCGUCACCGUCGUGGGACUGCCCUGCAGGGGGAAAUCGUUGGCCGCACACAAAGUUGCCCGACAUCUGAGCUGGCGAGGCGAAAGCGCCAAAGUAUUUACCGUGGAUGAAAAUGCUACCAUCGAAACGUUCAAUGAGAUUAGUCUUUUCUUCAAGGAAGGAAAUAAUGUGGCGAUAAUCGAUGGAAUGCACUUGACACGGGCCACCCGGCAAACGGUGGCCACCUAUUGCUGUGAUGCCGUCUUUCAUCAUCUGCUGAUCGAGUUCACGUGCAACGACAAAUGUCUGCAGGAGAAUGUUGCAGAUACGGUACAAUUUUACCGUCAGCUCGAUCAGAACGUUGACUGGGAGCGACGCUUCCGGGCGAGUAACGAGCACCAUGCGCCACACUUUGAACCGUGCACGGCCCUCGAGGGUCCGCUGAUUACGGUGAACAACUCGGAGGACCCGAUGCAUCACUCCGUAACGGCGCGUGGUGUUCGUGGUGCUAUACAGACGGACAUACUGGGUGUGUUGGCCAGUCCUGUUAUCCGCCAGCAAACGUUCUACUUCAGCCGGCACGGUGAAUCGGAGUAUAACGUAUUGGGACGUAUUGGUGGGGAUGCGGACUUAUCUCCACGGGGCAUGAAAUAUGGGGAACGGUUGGCAAGACAGCUAGGGGGUCCCGGAUCUGCACCGGAUAGUCCUCGACCGAAACUGAUCUGGACAUCUGAGUUGCGGCGUACGAUCCAUACCGUCCAGAACAUCCCAGGACCGCGGGCAGCUAUCAAAGAUCUCAACGAGAUUAACGCUGGCAUCUGCGAGGGACUCACGUACGAGGAAAUACAGGAGAGAUUCCCACAAGAGUUUGCCUGGCGCGAUCAGGACAAGUUCAAGUACCGGUAUCCGCACGGCGAGUCCUAUCUGGAUCUGUUGCAACGUGUCGACAGCGUAGUGCAGGCUCUAUUGACCAACACCGAUGUGUUGGUCGUGUCGCAUCAAGCUGUUCUUCGUUGCAUAAUGGCAUACUUUAAGGGUGUUAAACCAGAUGAUGUGCCGUACAUUAAUGUGCCAUUGCACACACUGCUUAUUGUACGAUCGUAUGGGUAUGAUUUUGUUGUGGAAACGGUGCCACUAAAGGUGGAAUGUGUAGAUACUUACCGCAUUCAGCCGAAGAACUGUUCUACUAGUCGCACCACAGCUGAUGCCCUAACAACUGUGCCGGCCCAUUUUGAUGCACCGCUUACAAAUGUCAAACAAAUGUCUACGAUCAGCUAA
Anopheles marshallii is the source of this 1473-nucleotide messenger RNA. RefSeq names its product 6-phosphofructo-2-kinase/fructose-2,6-bisphosphatase-like. Gene Ontology annotation, biological process: fructose 2,6-bisphosphate metabolic process; fructose metabolic process. Gene Ontology annotation, cellular component: cytosol. Bases 1 to 1473 code for a protein of 490 amino acids. The record is from RefSeq and is a predicted model, not a curated record. The transcript is spliced from 9 exons. Gene Ontology annotation, molecular function: 6-phosphofructo-2-kinase activity; ATP binding; fructose-2,6-bisphosphate 2-phosphatase activity. NCBI's taxonomy places the organism in Eukaryota, Metazoa, Arthropoda, Insecta, Diptera, Culicidae.